AUGCAUGCCAGGAGGGACAACCGUGAUCGCAACAACGAGGAAAACUGCGAUCCCCACAUGAAGACCAUCGAGGUGCGAUGCUUCGUGGUGGAAAAGAGGGACCGAGAAACACUUUUCCCUAUCAUUUCCAGGAAUGUUGUUCCUGGAACACAGAUUUUGACUAAUGGUUGGGCAGCAUAUGGUGCUCUCCCGACAAUUGGACACGUCGGGCCUGAGUUCAGAGGUUCUUUUCAGGAGAAAGUGCAUCCGUUCAUCGUUGCGUCAGAAGCAGAAAAAGGUGAGACGUAG
Messenger RNA from Darwinula stevensoni, 288 nucleotides. Lineage: Eukaryota; Metazoa; Arthropoda; Ostracoda; Podocopida; Darwinulidae. The record is from the annotation of a GenBank genome assembly.